This is a messenger RNA of Rubroshorea leprosula, 1011 nucleotides long. NCBI's taxonomy places the organism in Eukaryota, Viridiplantae, Streptophyta, Magnoliopsida, Malvales, Dipterocarpaceae. The record is from the annotation of a GenBank genome assembly.
GUAAGAAGAACAAACUGAAAUCAUCUUGAAAAUAACAUUUACGCGUCCAUUUACAUACGGGAUCCAUCAACACAGCUAGGGUUUAUUUCUUCUGCGAUUAGUCCAGGGGGGGCUCUGCCUUGGUCGAAGAAUCACGAAUCUCGAUACGCAAGAAAGCAUGUACGGAUCAAGAGGGUAAAUUCGAAUUCCUUAAAUUCAUGGUCGAUGUUUGUUGUUUUUGUAAUCGCUUGUUUUGUAAUCCCUUGUUUAUUUUUCGUUUGAUUGAUGAUGAUUUCGGCUUGAACGCUAUUAGUUAUGAUUUUGUGUGAUUUCUUGGAUGGAGUUAGGGUUUUAUUUUUUUGUAUGAUUGUCGAUUGAGAAAGAUAAAACUAACAACUGGAAAAUAAUCUAGGAAAGGUUACCUAUUGAUAAAAAAAAAAGAUUGAAACUUUAGGUUAAAUUAAUUAGAGAAAUUUCCAGGCGUUCUCUGUGUUCAUGUACUGACACACAGCUGCAUGUUAGAUAAGUUUGCAAAUAAUUUUUUUUUUUUUAAAAAAAAGGUGGAAAAAGAAAAAGAAAAAUGAUCUUAAUACCCAAUCCAACAGGUUCAUUUCUUAGAUUAAACGUAAUAUCUUUGAGGUUAGAGUGGACCAAUGUGAAAUCAAACCAUCGAUUUUUGGUAGUGAAUUUAAUGGUACAUAGUAAUUGUUUAGAGAUAUGGUCUUUGCUUUUAGGAAAACCCUAUGGAAUAUAGGAACCCAGAUUAGUUUAUAGAAAAGAAAACGUGAUUUAUUUAGUUGGAAGUGCAUUGUCGAAUCUUUACAUGGAUAAUAGGUUUGCCAACAAAGAAUUAACAAUACAAAAAAUAAUUUCUGUUUUCCUUUGUAAAUUGUUGUGUUUAGAUUAUCAGUUAAUGUAUCCCAUCUCUGUGUUGCAUUGCUUUUGGUUUUUCUGUGUUUAUUGUUUUUUUUUUCUUGGUGGGGGGUUAAUAUGAAUGGUUAUAUGCUGUUAGAGUAAAAAAGUAGGGGUAAA